CAUACACUUUUUUAUGUGCUAUCAGACGGUGCUCGGGCUAAAUGUAUAUAAACCAUCUCUUUGUGUGCGCUCAGUAUACGAACAAAAUCAUUAGGCGAGUGAAAAUAGGCAAAAACAUUUAUCGAUUGUUUAGAAGGUAAAGUAAAUAAAUCUCGAGCAUCGUACAAAUUCGAAACAGCUGUGUGUAAUUUUUUGUUCGGACGACACAAGAGAAGAAAAAAACAAAGAAAUUUCCAUCAUGUCUGAUCUCAAAGCGAUGGAAUAUUCGACGUUAAAGGUUCCGUAUGAAAUUCUGAAUAAGAAAUUUCGCAUUGCACAAAAGACAUUGGAUCGUGAACUGAGUCAAAUACAAAAUGUAACAAGUGAAUUGGAGCGUGGCUUAGAAUCGAAAUCAGCUGGUGAAAUAACACGAUUGCUUGGGGGUGUUGUCGAACGAUUACAAGUAUUGAAACGAAAGGCUGAUGAAAGCAUAUCAGACGAAUUAUCAGCGGUGCAAGCGUGCAAACGGCGCCUGGACCAUGUUCGUCAAUCGGUUGCUCAAAAUAUUCCACCCGAGCUACAUGUUGCAUACUCCAAUGAAUGGAAACAAACACGACUCGAUCGAAUGAUAGUCGAACACUUUUUGCGUCUGGGCUACUAUGAAACGGCCGAACGACUCGCAGUCCGCAAAGGCAUCAAAGAUUUGACCAAUUUGGAAAUUUUCCAAACGACACGCGAAGUUGAAGAGGAUCUGCGACGACACAAUACAGCCAAAUGCAUAGCAUGGUGUAACGAUAACAAAUCCAAACUCCGAAAAAUCAGUUCAAACAUUGAGUUUCAGUUGCGAGUGCAGGAAUUUGUCGAACUGAUAAGAUGUGAUGACCGUUUGGGCGCUGUCAAACAUGCACGCAAAUUUUUCCCAGCAUUUGAAAAUGAUCAACUGAAAGAGAUCAGCCAAUGCAUGGCCUUGUUGGCCUUCCAAAUAAACACAGAUGUUGAGCCAUAUAAAUCACUAUUUGAUAUUGCACGUUGGGAUGAUUUAGUCAUAAACUAUAGAAUGGAAAAUUAUCGCCUGUUCCAACUGUCAUCACAAUCGGUUCUGAGCGUCGUAGUUCAGGCUGGUUUAUCCGCAUUGAAAACUCCACAAUGUUAUUCCACAAACAAUAAAAAUGAUAAUUGCCCCGUUUGCCAACCAAGCUUAAACCGUAUCGCCGAAAAUCUACCAUUUUCACAUUGUGCACAGAGUCGGCUCAUAUGCAGAGUCACGGGCGCUCCAUUAAACGAGCAUAAUAUUCCAAUGAUGCUUCCAAAUGGACAAAUAUUCGGACAAAAGGCGUUGACACAGUUAUCCAAAGAGAACGGUAUAAUUGUGUGCCCGAAAACAAAUGAGCUGUUUGUCCAGCCGAAGAUCGAAAAGGUUUAUGUGAUGUAGUUGUUGAGAUUAACAAUAAGAGCAUGCGAAAAUCGGAAGUUGCAAUCAACCACAAUUCGUAUUGAUCGUUUGAAGUUUGUAUUCAGAUACCCAUGAAAAUCAAUUGAAUUUAAUUAUGACUUUGGUAUCGAACAUUAUUUUCUUUUACGAAUGAACGAUUAGUUUUUUUUUCGUUUUGCUAUAUUCCGAGCAAUUUCAAAAUGGAAAUUACCUCCAUAUCGUUGUAACAAUCUCAAAAUUUGACAUGGAAUCCACUUCCACACAAACAAAACAAAAUUCACUCAAUUUUUUUUCUGGUCAAUGAUGAAAAUCCAUAAUUUCAGAUAUUUAUUUGUUAUUCAAUUAGAAGAAGAAAAAAAAACGAUGUAAAAAAUGUGAAAUAUGUCAGCAAAUAUUAUCAAUAAUAAGAGAAAAUCAACUGAAAAUCAGUUAAAAGUGAAGAAAA
Sitodiplosis mosellana (orange wheat blossom midge) is the source of this 1856-nucleotide messenger RNA. RefSeq names its product E3 ubiquitin-protein transferase MAEA (gene Kaz). NCBI's taxonomy places the organism in Eukaryota, Metazoa, Arthropoda, Insecta, Diptera, Cecidomyiidae. Gene Ontology annotation, biological process: proteasome-mediated ubiquitin-dependent protein catabolic process. The record is from RefSeq and is a predicted model, not a curated record. Gene Ontology annotation, molecular function: protein binding; ubiquitin protein ligase activity. The coding region runs from base 239 to 1411 and encodes 390 amino acids. The transcript is spliced from 5 exons. Gene Ontology annotation, cellular component: cytoplasm; GID complex; nucleus.